AUGUCUAUUCCAGGCGCUGGUCCUAAUGAGCCGCUCAUUAGGUUUCAGUACUUAAAGGAUAAUAUUUGGCAGAAAAGACGCCUCGAAUUGAUUCCAUACAACGACUGUCUUUAUGAUCACUUGUAUUCACACAGAUUUGUAGUGCUAUUAGAUUUGGACGAAGCGAUUGUCCCUCGACUUCAUAACCAUUGGACACAAAUGAUUGAUUACAUCAUAAGCUUAGAGCCUAACGCUCUGCAACUCUACACAUCAUUCUCUGCACAAAACGCUUACUUUUUUGGCCAAAUAAACAACAGAUUUCUGCAAAACCUCUCAAAUAAUGAGUUGUCCACAGAUUUUCUCAUAUUAAGACACGUCUACAGAUCAGCCAAUUUCAGUGCUAAGGGAUUUGCGGUCAAGAGCUUCAUAUCUACCGACACAUCUCUGGCCGUCUCCAACCACUUCACACUCUUUCCCCUCUUUCAUAAUAUGAGCACAUAUUCAAUGAUAAGCAAAUCAUUGGCUCAACUCAACCACUAUCGAGAUGUCUGUCCCGACACUAUGCAUGUCGAGUGCAAAGACAACUUUCUCAAGUACUCUACUAUUGAUACUAUAAUUUGGAAAUUCAAGAAUCAGUUAAUUCAUAGAGAAGUGAUGGCAAACAUGAGUCGAAAUCGCAUACUAUUUGUCGGCCUCUCAUGUCUUGAUAUGGUUUACGUCUGCAAUCAUUUCCCUGAAGAAGAUUCCGAUCAAAGAGCCGUUUAUAACGCGUGGAGAAGAGGUGGCAAUGCGUCCAAUAAUAGCACAGCUUUGAUGCAACUCUUGAAGUGGAAGUCUCACGACUUGGAGGUCGAGUUCUUUGGCACCAUUGCUCAAGACUUCCCCUCACAAUUUCUAAUAAAAGAUUUGAACGAAAGUGGAAUAAUAAUAGAAAAUAUAGUGAAACACUCGGAAAGUCAAUGUCCGGCCUCUACGGUCAUCAUUAAUGCCCAAAACGGAUCCCGAACUAUAGUCCACUUCAAUAAAGGCAUAUCCGAGAGAGUACAUCCCAAAGCCCUAAUCAUCUGUCCGUGGGGUGAGUCGGGUGCUCAGGCCAUCGACAACAGCAAUAAACAGGUAUACUAUUCGCCAUCAUUUCCACCGAAAUGUGGAGUUAACGACACGUUAGGAGCGGGCGAUACCUUCCUGAGUGCAACCCUUUUUGGUUUACUUGUCCUUAAUUAUGGUCUAAAUGAUGCCAUUGUAUUGGGUUGUCAAGUGGCCGGUGCUAAAAAAUGGAUCGGAAUUCCUGAAUACUCUUCCGUUGGAAGCCCUGAACUCAUGAUAUCGUUCGGCUCCAGUUCUGAAGCCAUAGCCGUCUGUAGCAAUAGUUAUGCCAAACUUUCCUUUGAUAUGACAGCAAAACAAUUGGAGUCAAUAUUUGGCAAACUAUACGAUACGUUAUCAAAGGCACUAAAUGUUGCCAAAGAGGAACAUCUUUAA
Messenger RNA from Oppiella nova, 1461 nucleotides. Lineage: Eukaryota; Metazoa; Arthropoda; Arachnida; Sarcoptiformes; Oppiidae. The record is from the annotation of a GenBank genome assembly.